AUGAGCAUCUCUUCCCAGCCUGGCAUUACAUUGGCAUCUGUAGAGGCUUCACCUUCAUCCUGCUGCAGUUGGUGCUUUUUACAGCCUUUGCCCGUUCCUGGAACAAGAACUGAGCAGCUCCACUCUGGCCUUCUACAAGCUGUCAACAGCUGCUAUAUCAUGUACCUGACAUUCUCUGCGCUAUCCAGCCGUCCUCCAGAGAGCGUAAUCCUUCAAGGACAGAAUCAUCUGUGCCUGCCUGGCCUGAGUAAAAUGGAACCCCAAACACCAGAUACUUCUCUGGCAGUGUUGAAUGCUGGCAUCAUGUAUGCUUGUGUGCUUUUUGCUUGCAAUGAGGCUUCCUACCUUGCUGAGGUAUUUGGGCCCUUGUGGACUGUCAAGGUUUACAGCUGUGAGGUCCAGAAGCCCUUACUCUGUUUCUGCUGCCCUGAAACAGUGCAGCCAGAGGAAGGGCAAACAGGUGGGGCUGCCAGGCCAGCUAACGAGACCGCUCCAGCUCCUCCAUUGCAAGCCCAGCAGCUUUCCUAUAGCUAUUCUGCCUUCCACUUCGUCGUCUUCCUUGCAUCACUCUAUGUCAUGGUUACCCUCACCAACUGGUUCAGCUAUGAGGGAGCAGAACUGGAAAAGACUUUCACCACAGGUAGCUGGACUACCUUCUGGGUCAAGGCUGCCUCAUGCUAGGCCUGUGUACUCCUCUAUCUGGGGCUGCUACUGGCACCAUUCUGUUGGUCCCCAACCCAGGACCCCCAGCCUCCUCUUAUCUUCAGGUGACACUGUCAUGGCGUCGUAUUGCCAGAUAACAAAUAUCCAGUCUAG
Messenger RNA from Lipotes vexillifer (Yangtze River dolphin), 816 nucleotides. RefSeq names its product serine incorporator 4 (gene SERINC4). Gene Ontology annotation, cellular component: membrane. NCBI's taxonomy places the organism in Eukaryota, Metazoa, Chordata, Mammalia, Artiodactyla, Lipotidae. The record is from RefSeq and is a predicted model, not a curated record.